AUGCUGCCAUCAGACGAGUGGUGGGUUGUCACCUUCUCGGUGUCGCCUGCCAUCGACACAAUCAAUGUUACGCUUGCUCUGCUGCAAAAGAGGUCGCUGCUGAUCGCGCAGCAGGAGGAUCAUAUUCAUGCAUUGAUCGAGGCUCUCACCAGCAUGUUCCAUAUUGAAAUUGAGCAGUCCGGUGAUACUGGGGCCGAGUACGUGGCAUUCCACUCGAUGCGUGUGCAUAUCAACGACAUUAUCGCUCACAUUGAGGAUCAAGGUUCGCUUGCUAGGGCAUGCUAUGAACGCCUAGACGAAGCAGCCAAGAAAGCGGUUGUUCGACAGAUCGCCGAUGCUCCACCUGUGUUACCCAGUCAGCUAGUUAGGCUGCGCCAUGGUGUGUUCUUGCGGGAUGUACUAGAUCCGUACCGCGAGCACAUCAGCAAACACUGGAAGAUCGACAAUGUCGACGGAAUUGAGGCCAACCACCGAGACUUACUGAAGGCGUACAACGCGGAUGAGACCCUGCGCGAGAUUAUUGACAAGCACACAGUUGCCAUCGAUUUCAACGAAGCCUGGGACUCUGUUUCAAACCGAUUCCAUCAACUGCGAUCCUUUUGUGGCGGACUGGCGACCGUGUUCGCUAACACCACCUCGGUCGAUUCGGAUUUCUCAAUUUUGAAAUGGGAAAUGGACGAUAACCGCACCAGCAUGAUGCACCUCUCACUGGAGGGUAUCUUCCAGGCUAAACAGCGAGUCAAGCUGCAGUUAUUGGUGCUCUAG
Molecule: messenger RNA, 765 nt
Organism: Phytophthora nicotianae INRA-310
Lineage: Eukaryota; Oomycota; Peronosporomycetes; Peronosporales; Peronosporaceae
Exons: 2
Coding region: 1-765 (254 amino acids)
Source: RefSeq, a predicted model, not a curated record